This is a messenger RNA of Rana temporaria (common frog), 561 nucleotides long. Its product is annotated as zonadhesin-like. The record is from RefSeq and is a predicted model, not a curated record. The coding region runs from base 77 to 538 and encodes 153 amino acids. Gene Ontology annotation, molecular function: protein binding. Lineage: Eukaryota; Metazoa; Chordata; Amphibia; Anura; Ranidae. The transcript has 3 exons.
UCAAACAGCUUUGACCUGCACUGAUAACAGCAUUUACAAGGAAUGCACAAGUGCCUGUCCUGCAUCCUGCAGCAACAUGGCAUCAGAGUCUGAAUGUGAGGCACCAUGCUAUGAAGGAUGCCAGUGUGAGCCUGGAUUCAUACUCAGUGGAUUUGACUGUGUGCCAUACAAAGAGUGUGGAUGUACUUACCUCAAUAAAUACUACAUGACUGGUGAUCGCUUCAUUAAAGAUGACUGUUCACAGAACUGCACUUGCGCAGAUACUUCCUCUGUAGUUUGUGAGGACAAGCAGUGUAAAGAAUGGGAGGAAUGUACUACAGCCAGUCAGAUUCGUGGAUGCUAUAUACCAAGCCCAUGUCUGGAAAACCCUUGUGAGAAUGGUGGUACCUGUGUGGAAUUGUCAGGAACAGACAAUACGACUGAUGGCAUGCACUGUAUGUGCCCCAGCACCCACAAAGGAACCUACUGCGAGGAGGAGAAUGAAAGUAAGUUACUGGUUAAUUUAUGCCACAAAUAUAUAUCUUUUUGCAAUCAUUAAGAUAGAGUAUGCAGUAUUUGUGU